AUGCUGCGAAUCACACGGCUCAGGGUGAUCACGCUGCUUCUAUGUUGCAUCGUGACGUUCCAUGUGUUUCCGAUCGUGUCUGCGCCCUUGACACACAUCAAUCUGGCGCGGUUUGACAUCUACGAGUACGGAAUCUUUGGGUGGUGCACUGUGCCGCCGGACCGGUACUGCACUGACCGCGGCAUCGGUUACAGCAGUAAUGUGGCCACCGAUUCAUUACUUGAGCUGACUCUGCCCUCGCACUCCAAAUUCAGCAUCUCACGUCUUCUCGUCGUCCAUUUCAUUGCGUUUGCGCUCAGCGCGGUGCUUCUCGUGCUGUGUGCUGUGUGCGAUGUGUCCCCCAAGCUACGAGAUUCGACAAACGCGAUCCAGUGUGCACUGCUGCUGUCGCUGACCGUGUUCCUGUUCUCACUGCUGAGCUUUCUAGUGGACAUCCUACUGUUCACGACGUUUCUGAAUUGGCCUGGGUGGUUAAUGCUGGCGACCACGGUCAUCUCCGCGGUCGUCGCGUCAAUGCUCGGGUCGCUCCGCCGCAUGGUCUCGCUCAAGAACUACGAGAGAACAAGCCACAGGGCAGGGUUCCCACCUCGCACAGAGACUUUCCCUCUACACUCGCUCAAACAAGUGGGAUCCCUGCCAGCAGGCAGACGCAGAGGCCCCGACGCGGUCACCAUGUCUUUCUCUAGCAGAGAAAGACUCGGGGAACAAAUCACGGAGCCGCAAGUCUCCUACUACAACCUGAUAGACUGA
This is a messenger RNA of Huiozyma naganishii CBS 8797, 750 nucleotides long. It is a transcript of the gene RIM9, whose product is annotated as Rim9p. The record is from RefSeq and is a predicted model, not a curated record. The transcript has a single exon. Gene Ontology annotation, cellular component: plasma membrane; cell division site; growing cell tip. The coding region runs from base 1 to 750 and encodes 249 amino acids. NCBI's taxonomy places the organism in Eukaryota, Fungi, Ascomycota, Saccharomycetes, Saccharomycetales, Saccharomycetaceae.